GCCACAUUCAGCUCCCACAUUCAGCGUGUGAUUGCGGUGUAACUUCAUUCCAAGCAUACAAUAGUUGUAUGUGAAACUCUACGUCCUGGACUCCUGGCCGACCCCAGUAACGUAAAUCAGAUACUACACUCUUGCCACAUCGCAAGAUACCCAAGCUAUUUUGGCAGAAAAAUGUAUAUACAAGCAUUAUUACAAGUAAGAAAUUUACGUGGUGCAAUGAUUUAAUUGCAUUAUGCUGUAAGGCAGACAUUUUUCAAGAGUUGAGAGCUUUUCUUAAUACAUUAAGAGAUCCAAGAUUUACCAACCAAUAUCUCGAAAAUUCAGAAUUUUGCUUUCAUUUGACAACGAAGUUGAUACAUCCUUCGGCUCUUACAGACUGAUAAGAUUCCUGAUUGCUCUAAUUUAUGAACACUUUAUCAUCGUCUCAGUGCUUUAGCCACAGCGCAGCGUGCCCAGUACAGCAGUUCACGCUCGGAUAAGGUGGCAUAGAGUAAGCAAGCAGUCUACCUAGUUUUCGGAAAUUUUCGCCCAUUUCAGCCGAAAAAUGUACAAUUUUUCAUGGAUUUAGUGUGUGAUUUUUUACGUUAAUUUCUUCUAAAUUCCACGAUGAUAGCGCAUGUUUCAAGUAAAGAUUAUCUGUCUUUGAACUAUAAAAGUUUUUGAUAAGAGAUACUUGAUAACGGCAAGGUGUGAAGGUUAAUAGUCUCAGCACGCUCAGCACGCUCAGUUGCGGACAAUGCGCUUCCAACACGAGAACCUGAAAAUCUAAGUUCUUCAUACAAAAUCUCUAUUUUGUGUAUGCGCAGUGAGGAUCUAAAUAUUCUAAUCACAAAAUCAAUCGCUCCUGGUGUGUUUAUCGCAAAUAUUUCGUAUUCCCCACAAUAUUUUAGUGACGUUCCGCGUUUUUGUAUUUUCGAAGCCCCGCCAAAUCCAAAAUCAGCUCGUAUGCUGUACUCCAAACUUUGCAACAAAAAUAUUAAGAUCCUAUAAAUCAUACGAUUAUUAAUUCGAUCUUAAAUCGUUGCGUCAGCUAAUCACGUUUAUCGAAACGAUUUAUCGAAGCGAGCCCUUUGGGUGAAGUGUUGAUUUUUCCGAGUCUAGAGACAAAUCGUGUGUGCUUUGUUCGUACCUUAUCCAUGCAAGAAGUGAAACACUCUUAUUUUCAAGAUCCGACUCAAGUCCUUUCUCUGUGCGUGCGCGCGGAACAAUCAGAAGAGAACCACUCGGUAGCGAAAAGCGCCUUCGGAUUUUUGAUUUCAAACUGUGGGAUCCGCUUAGUUGAGCAAGGAUGAUGAAGCCGAGAUCCCAACUUGUGGUUCUGAUGAGCGUGUGCUGCCUGUUGGGGCUGGCGCGGCCCGAGUGUUGUCCGUCGAUGGCCAGUUCCUGCGGGAUUCCGUUCCCGAAUUUCCUGUGGCAGUGCUGCUCCUACGGGGACUGCAACAUCUUCUGCUGCAACUGCGACUCGGAGUGCAAGGUCAAAGGCUGCGAGUACACACUCGUCAACUCAACGUUCUCAAAUCAAACCGAUCCAGAGGUGACGGUGAGCAACGUGGUUUCCUGCUCAGAGAACUCGCGGGACUCGUGUCGGAUCGACAUGGAAGUGACGAGGGAGUUCGAGGCCGAGCAAGAGAGCAAGGUCCACCUGGGGCUCCCGGUCAUGGAGCUCAUCGCCAAGGCCUUCUACUGGGAGUACAAGAGCUCCGUCGCGGAGAAGACCUCCAAGGGCUACACCGUCGAGUGCCCCAUCAACCCCGGGAGCGAGGGCUGGCUCGGGCAGGAGCCCCUCUUCGCCGUCCUCCAGACCACCAAACUCUACAAGUGCUGCCAUGAUGGCUCCUGCCACUUCGUCUCCACCGAGAACAUCACCUACCGCAUGCCUAUCGUCCUUCCGACGGGCGUCAACGCCGGCAGAUUCAACUGCCACGAUAAAAAGCUCCAACAGAAAAGCAGACCCUCCGGCAAUGUCCUUGAUAAUAGUAUCCAGUGAACUACCCGAAUCCUCUCCACUCAGAAAAAGCUAUGGCUUGUACACCAAUUAGUCGUUUACAUGCAACACCACUAAUAUAGUGAAGGCAACAUUUCAAAAUAGCACAUAUAUACCUUAGUGAUGGUAUUUAUACCUUAGUAUGCUACGAGACACCAAUAAAAACACA
Messenger RNA from Bemisia tabaci, 2153 nucleotides. RefSeq lists its product as uncharacterized. The record is from RefSeq and is a predicted model, not a curated record. NCBI's taxonomy places the organism in Eukaryota, Metazoa, Arthropoda, Insecta, Hemiptera, Aleyrodidae.